Messenger RNA from Nymphalis io (European peacock), 868 nucleotides. RefSeq names its product venom allergen 5-like. NCBI's taxonomy places the organism in Eukaryota, Metazoa, Arthropoda, Insecta, Lepidoptera, Nymphalidae. The coding region runs from base 101 to 745 and encodes 214 amino acids. The transcript is spliced from 6 exons. The record is from RefSeq and is a predicted model, not a curated record. Gene Ontology annotation, cellular component: extracellular region.
AAGUCUACAAAUUGAGUCAACUAUAUAAGCUAUUUCACAGAGCAACGUAAACAAAAUUCAACAGUUCAACAUUUGCCGUGAGCAGCCUGGUACAGUAACAAUGCAUUUCCGUGGAUUUAUACUAUUUGUUCUUCUACACUUUGUUCAUCCGAAGGUAUUAGAUUUAUCAUGCAAAGAAAUCCGUGCUUUUAUCGACGGUCAUAACUCGCGCCGCCUCAGUUUGGCUAAGGGUAAUGUUCAAAAACAACCUGCAGCAUCUGAGAUGAAGUACAUGAUUUGGGACAAGGAGUUGGCAGCGAAAGCAUCCAAAUGGGCAUCGACUAAUCAACUGUCCCACAAUCCCGACAGGACUAUUGGAUCCGGAAGAUUUACAACAGGAGAGAACAUAUAUAUGGCGGGUUCCACUGAUCUCAAUUGGAAAAUUAAUGUUGAUAGUGCGUUACAAUCUUGGUUUGAUGAACACAAAGAUUACACCUAUGGACCAAUCAAAAUUUCCGAUUUCAACGGUUCCAACAAAGCUAUCGGACAUUAUACACAAAUGGCGUGGUCUGAUUCGGUAUAUAUUGGAUGUGGAAUUUCCGAGAAUCAGAAAAACGGCAUGAAAGAAUAUUAUGUUGUCUGCAACUAUGGUCCACCUGGAAAUUAUUUAGGUCAAACUCCAUAUAAAGCGUCUGGUAGCGGGAGUGGAAAACUGAUUUGUUCUACUAAAGAUUGCAGCCGCCCAUACGGAGACAAUUGUAAAUAAAAAAAUAGAGCCCAUAACUAUUAACUACUAAAAAAUUAUAGUCAUAUUCAUUUGUAAAUUUAUUUAUUAGAAUAAUAAUAUAGAUGAAAAUGUAUUUGAACACUAAUAAAGUACUUAGUAUAA